This is a messenger RNA of Podarcis lilfordi (Lilford's wall lizard), 8855 nucleotides long. The record is from the annotation of a GenBank genome assembly. Lineage: Eukaryota; Metazoa; Chordata; Lepidosauria; Squamata; Lacertidae.
AGCCAGCAGAGGGCAGGUGCGGAGACCGGCAGAUCGCCCGGGGAAAAUGCACUUUGCACUUUCCUAGGAAUCCCACCAAAGCUCCUUCUCUUCCUCCCUCCCUCCCGCCCUUUCUCAACCUCUCUUUCUCUUUUUAUGCAAGAUCCAUGGCGUAGGCAUGAAAUCUGCAGCCGGCCUUGCAAAUACAAAUAAACUGUAAGUAAGGAGCCUUCCUCCCCCUUUUCCAACAGGGCCUCGGCGCGUUUUAUUUGACAUUUCAAGCAAUGCUAGAUGCGUGGGUGAGACAGAACUGGGGAACUGGGUGGAUGCCGCUUCCAAAUUUGAAACUCGGCUGCAAACCGAGUUUAGGGAAGCUUUUAAUGUUUAAUAAGUUACUGUAUUUUAGUGUUUUGUUGGCAGCUGCCCAGGGUGGCUGGGGAAACCCAGCCAGAUGGGCGGGGUAUAAAUAAUAAAUUAUUAUUAUUAUUAUUAUUAUUAUUAUUAUUAUUAUUAUUAUUACAACAAACCAUCAACCAGCCAAGGAAAAAACCUCAAUAAUCUUGAGUUCAGACCAUCAGUUAACCGUUCUCCUCGCUCAGCGUUGCCUGCGCGGACUGGCAGCGGCUAUCCGGGAUUUCCGUGUGUGUAUGUGUGUGUGUGUUUGUGUGUUUGUCUGCCCCACUUUUGCAUGCAAAGUGUGUCCCUCUGCCCAUGCUCUGUGGUCUCUUCCGUUGCAAACGAAGCGAGAUUCCCUCGGGGUUCAAAAGGGCGAGCUGCUUCAGUAGGAGCGAAGGAAGCUGACUUGCGCCCCUUGGCUCAACUAGUAUUGGCUGCACUGGCCGGCAGGGGAUGUCCAGGGAAAGGAGGCAGCCGCUCAUAUCCCAAACCCCCAUUCAGCCCCAAGGGGAGGUGUGAGGAGUGCAGAGUGCAGAAUGCAAAGGAGAUCCCAUGACAGGAAGGGAGAAGGAGGAAGCGAAUGCAGAGCAGGAGAGGGGGCUUUGGGGUGGAAGAAAAAUUCCCUAUUUAGAGGGAUAAUUCCUCUUGAUACCUUGGCCUUCAUUUCCCUAUACCAUGACCGCCUUCUUCUUCUUCUUCUUCUUCUUCUUGCCCUGUUGUUAUUAUUAUUAUUAUUAUUCCUGGGCAAAGGUUUAAAUUUGCUUUUAGAGGUGCUACCUGACUGGUUUUAAGAAAAUAGCUUAAAAAACUAAAGCCAUCUCCAAGGUCUCUUUCCUCCCCUCCACCUCGCCUUCUGCUGCAGAGACUAACAGGAAAAUCUAAAAAUAACUUUCUUCUUUGUCGAAAAAUAUUAAAAAAUUGUCCAGUAGCACCUUAGAGACCAACGACCAGCUACGUUUGUUUGUUUGUUGUUGUUGUUGUUUAGUCGUGUCCGACUCUUCGUGACCCCCUGAACCAGAGCACGCCAGGCACUCCUGUCUUCCACUGCCUCCCGCAGUUUGGUCAAACUCAUGCUGGUAGCUUCGAGAACACUGUCCAACCAUCUCGCCCUCUGUCGUUCCCUGAUCUUUCCCAACAUCAGGGUCUUUUCCAGGGAGUCUUCACUUCUCAUGAGGUGGCCAAAGUAUUGGAGCCUCAGCUUCAGGAUCUGUCUUUCCAGUGAGCACUCAGGGCUGAUUUCCUUAAGAAUAGAUAGCUUGGAUCUUCUUGCAGUCCAUGGGACUCUCAAGAGUCUCCUCCAGCACCGUAAUUCAAAAGCACCCAUUCUUCGGCGAUCAGCCUUCUUUAUGGUCCAGCUCUCACUUCCAUACAUCACUACUGGGAAAACCAUAGCUUUAACUAUACGGACCUUUGUCGGCAAGGUGAUGUCUCUCUUUUUAAGUUUGUUAGUUGGUCUCUAAGGUGCUACUGGACAAUUUUUUAAUUUUUUUCCGACUACGUCAGACCAACACCUACCUGAAUCUUUCUUCUUUGUGUGAACAGAACUUUGUUUUAGGAACAGCCAGCUUGUCAGAAGAAGUGCUUCAAAACAAAGAGAGAUAGAGGGGGAACAGAAGGCGUCGGUUUUUUGGUAAGAAGGGAGAAAAUAAAGAUAAGAGAAAGAGUCACAUCUAGUGGAUAUAGGAAACAUUAUAUAUGAGAAAAAAAUAAAAUUUGAAAAAAAUGAAUGCCAGCAGGCAAUGGCUUUAAGUGAAGAAUUAUGCCCUUAUAAAUACAAAUAUCUGGAAAUCCCAAAGGGGCUGCAAGGUUGUAGCUCUCAGACACGAUAUUUUAUACCCCCUGAACUAACAUAUAUUCAUAAGCUAACCGGUCACAUAAUUACAACACCAUUUCCCACAACAGUCACAACCCACCCAUAUGAUUUCCAACCAACCAGGAAUUAUUAUUACUAUUAAUUAGAUUUGUAUACCGCCCUAUAACCGCAGGUCUCAGAGCAGAAUCCAUUAGCUGUUCUUACAAACCCACCCUAACUUCUCAUUAAGCUAAUGUGCUGUUACCUAUUUAUUUUUCAGUGUCCUGUUUAUUAUUUACUAUAUUCAAUUAGAUGCAUGCCAAAAUUGCUUUCAUUAUCUAUGAAUAAUAUAGCGGUCAUACUAGUGUCCUAAGCAGUUUUUGUGCAGUGAGGAAAGGGGAGAAAACUGAAUUAAGGGAGGCAGCUAAAUAUCCUUUAUCCCUAACACGAUCCUUGGUUUCUGGUUCAAACUCCUGAUGCAGUGUUGUUGUUUUUUUAAAUCCUAUGCAGUGGAUGUGCAGGAGAGUGAGACUUGUCAGGCGCUGCUUCUUUGGGAAGGAGCAAGUAUAACAUGAAGAAACAAAUAUUUAAAAAUCAGCAGGAAUGAAAAGAGGAGUGGAAGAAAUUCUGAGCUGCUUGAGGUGUUGAUGCCCAUGAAUUCCUGCGCCCGCAAGAAGGUUUUUAACUGAACAGAAGGGAAGAGUAUCCAGUCUUGGGGAAAAUAUUGAAAUAUAAAUUAAAUAGACACUGCAGAACCCACAGAAGGGAGAACACCAUAUAAAUGAGGAGGAGCUUCAGUUGCAGUCCUGCCCUAAGGAUAAGAGAUUCCAGACUGGAAGAAUGCUUAUAAACACAUGAAUGGUACAAAGAGUUUCAGUUGUAGUAAAAACCAUACUUCACAUCAAACUGUAGAGUGAGGGAAGAAAGAAGUAUCUUUACUUCCUUUUUAAAAUCUUGAACUCCUAGGAUAGCCACCUUCUUUUCAUUUUUCCCAUAAUAGCCGAUUUCUGACAGUCUUCUGCCAUUGAGGAAAAACAGGUUGGAAGAGAGAUGGCGGGAAAGAAAAGGGGUCGAAAGAGGAAUGUGGGAAACCAGAGAAAUAAAACCUCUACUUCUCAGAGCACCAACGUCCGCAAACUCCCUGUUCCACAAGACCACAAGAGAAGAAGGGAAAAGUGCCCAGACUGUGGGAAGACAUUCACAUCUAUAUCAAAUUUAAACAGACACUGCAAAAUCCACACAAGGGGGGAGAUCUAUAAAUGCGAAGAGUGUGGAAAGAGCUUCAGUGAAAGGCAAGACCUUACUUCACAUCAGAGAACUCACAGAGUUGAGAAGCGAUAUGAAUGUGUGGAGUGUGGAAAGAGCUUCAGUUGUAUCAAAAUCCUCACUAUACAUCAAAGAACUCACACAGGGGAGAAGCCAUAUCACUGUGUGGAGUGUGGAAAGAGAUUCAGUCAAACAGGAGCCCUUACCAUCCAUCAAAGAAUCCACACAGGGGAGAAGCCAUAUGAUUGUAUAGAAUGUGGGAAGAGCUUCAGAGAUGCUGGAAAACUUGCGAUGCACCUAAGAAUCCACACAGGGCUGAAGCCAUAUGAAUGUAUGGAGUGUGGAAAACGCUUCGCUCAGAGAGGAGCCCUUAACGUACAUCAAAGAACCCACACAGGUGAGAAACCAUAUGAAUGCCUGGUGUGUGGAAAGUGCUUCUGUCAGAAAGGAGCCCUUACUGUCCAUGAAAGAAGCCACACUGGGGAGAAACCAUAUGAAUGCAUGGAGUGUGGGAAAAGCUUCAGUCAACAGGCACACCUCAUUUUACAUCAGAGAACACACAAGGGGGAGAAACCAUAUAAAUGUAAGGAAUGUGGAAAGAGCUUCUCUUGUACUUCAGUACUCAACAAACAUCAAACAAUCCACACAGCAUCGAGGCCCUUUGAAUGUGUGGAGUGUGGAAAGAAGUUCAGAAACAGGAGCUAUCUAACUAGACAUUUAAAAAUACACAUAGGGCUAAAACCAUAUAAAUGUUUGGAAUGUGGAAAGAAUUUCGGCCAUAGCGGAAGCCUUGUUCUCCAUCAAAGAAUCCAUACAGGGGAGAAACCAUAUAAAUGUAUGGAGUGUGGGAAGAACUUCCGUUGCAGUGGAAGCCUUAGUUCCCAUCAAAUCAGUCAUACAGGGAAGAAGCUGUAUGGGUGUGUAGAAUGCGGAAGGAGGUUCAAAUAUAGCUCAAAUCUUUUCCAGCAUAAAAUGGCUCAUGCAGGUUUGAAGCCAUAUGAAUGCGAUAAGUGUGGGAAAAGCUUCAGCCAGAGACAACUCCUUACUGUACAUCAAAGAAGCCACACAGGGGAGAAACCUUUUGAAUGCACGCAGUGUGGAAAGAGCUUCAGUAAGAAACACUAUCUUAUUAUACAUCUAAGAAUCCACACAGGGGAGAAACCAUAUAAAUGUGUUGAGUGUGGAAAGAGCUUUACCGUUGGCAGCUCUCUUUCUCUUCAUGAAAGAACCCACACAGGGGAGAAGCCAUAUAAAUGUGAGGAGUGUGGAAAGAGCUUCACUAUAAAAGGAAACCUAACUACGCACGAAAGAAUCCACACAGGCGUGAAACCAUUUAAAUGUGUGGAAUGUGGAAGGUGCUUCAGUUGCAGUGGAAGCCUUAAGAAGCAUCAAAGAAUCCACACAGGAGUGAAGCCAUAUAAAUGUGAGGAGUGUGGAAAGAGCUUCAGCCAAACAGGAAGUCUUACUACCCAUCAAAGAACCCAUGCAGGGGCGAUGCCAUAUGAAUGCAAGGAGUGUGGAAAGAGCUUUUGUCUUAAAUCACUUCUUGCUCAACAUCAAAGAACCCACACAGGGGAAAAGCCAUUUAAAUGUGAGGAGUGUGGAAAGAGCUUCACUAUAAAAGGAAACCUAACUGCACACAAAAGAAUCCACACAGGCGUGAAACCAUUUAAAUGUGUGGAAUGUGGAAGGUGCUUCGGUUGCAGCGGAAGCCUUAAGAAGCAUCAAAGAAUCCACACGGGAGUGAAGCCAUAUAAAUGUGAGGAGUGUGGAAAGAGCUUCAGCCAAACAGGAGGUCUUACUAAGCAUCAAAGAACCCAUACAGGGGCGAAGCCGUAUGAAUGCAAGGAGUGUGGAAAGAGCUUUCGUCUUAAAUCAAAACUUUCUCAACAUCAAAGAAGCCACUAAGGGGAGAAACUAUUUACACACGUGUGAUUAAAUCCUUUUCUUAAUAAGGCCUCUUUUUUAAAAAAAAUGUCUUUUUAUUGAAGCUUUAAAGAAGAGAUACAAAGAUUAGUAUCAAAUACAAAAUAUCUUUUUAAAAUACAAAAAGGCAAAAGAGGAAAAGAAAGAAAGAAGAAGGGAUGGAUUCCAAUUCCUUCUUUGUCAGCUAUAUAUAAACAAUUAUUGAAAAUUUUCACUCCAAAAUUAUACUUUCCAUAAACCUGUAUAUUGUUCAAUCUCCAAACCUAGAUAUCACAAGUUCAUUCCUCCCACCCACAAAAAGCCCAUAAGCGGUUUCCAAUAAUUAUUAAAUAAGAAUGAUUUUUCUGUGAUUAAGCACGUCAGCUUUGCUAUCUCAGCCAAGUCCAGUAAUUUCCACAACACUUCCUCCAUAGCAGGUAAUGUUAAAUCUUUCCAUCUUUCUGCAUAAUAAAAGUCUUGCUGCUAUAAUCAUGUUGUCAAAUAAUCGUCCACAAUCAUUUUCUAAUUGCAUAUCCAUUAGUCCUGGAAAGGAGGUCUUGCUUCAAUUGAACAUUAACUUCUAAAAUCUUCUGCAUCAAUUGAUAUAUUUGUGGUUCUUAGCAUUUUUACAUUUUGUUAGGAGGGGGAACUAGGAGACCAAGUCUUACAGCGACGUUGUGAUACUAGGCUGAAAAUGGUCAAUACAGAUAUAAUUGUGCUGAAAGAGAUUCCCCUGAAGAUUCCCCAUAAGAGAAAAGACUAAUUAUUUUUUACAGGUAAACUGAAACAGAAAAGAAUCCAGCUUAGAUGGGACAUACCAGAGGGAGUAAUUAUUUCUUUUGAAGAACAAAGGUUUACGGACAAAUUUAAAUCUGAAAUUGAAUAAACACAAAUACAAGAUGGGGCCAGGAAAUCACAGCAAUCACAACAGAAAGUGGAGAUUUGAAGAUACGAAAUUGGGUGAUAAAGGAAUGGACUUGCUUAGCUAGGGAUAUUUCAUAAUUUGAAGGGGGGAAAUUGCAUGUAGAAUUGUUUACAAGGAACACAGGGGAAAGGGUAUAAACUAUUUGAAUAAAAAAGAAUCUAGGUGAGGACUAACAGGACUGAAGAAAAGAAAGUGAGUUGUUUUAUAUAUACAUUCUCAACUCUGUUGAUACUUUCUAGUGAACAAGGUAUGUAUGUUGGACAAACUUUGGUUGUAGACCUCCAUACCCCAAAUGAAGAAAAAACAGCAUUUUAUAAAUAUACUUUGGUUAUCUAAAGCACUGGCUACUGGGGUUGAUAAAGUUGACAUAUUACCAUAGAUUUCUUCAGAUCACAAUCCAGUUAUAGUGACUUUUAAAAAGAAAAAAUGGUUUCUUUAGAUGGUGACUCAUUGAAAUGUAGCUGCAACAGGAAAAGGUUGUGCAGGACUGCAAACAGAAGCUAAAAUAAUUCUUUGAGAAUAAUUCAGGUAAGGACAUAGGGAUACAAAUGGUUGGGGAUGCAAGCAAACCUUUUGUACAAAUAAUUCUGCCUGAGAUUAGACAAGAGGGGAAAUAGCUGGAAUGUUCUCCAACUUAAACAAAUAUUACUUGGCAAAUUAAGAUGCUGCAAAGACAGUUUUCUAUGCUUGCAAUGUCUAUCUUGCAGAAAUGAUAUUGAAUUGAGCCGUACAUAUUUUUUUAUUUGCUAAUAAACUGGGCAAUGUUCGGUGUAUAAGCUGCGGAAGGAGAGAGGAAAGCUAUAUUAAAAUUGCAAGAAGGAAAUGCCGUAAUAACAGAUAAGACAAAUAUGAAAAAAGCAUUCCAUCAAUAUUAUUCUAAGUUGCAUAAAGGUCGGUUUCUUUUUUUGAAAAAAGAAGAAGAUGAAUACUUACAGAGACAGCAUUUACCAAAGAUUUCAAUUUCUCGAAGACACAUUUUGAAUGGUCAUAUAGCUAUUCUGGAAUUAUCUGAGGCCAUCAAGAAGGAAAAGCGCCAGAUCAGCUAUUGGCUUAUUAUAAAUGUUUUGAAGAUGAGCUUUCACAACCUUUGCAACGGACUAUGAACAAUAUUUUACAGAGUGGUAAGGUACCAGAUAGUUGGAGAGAGGCCAACAUUACACUUAUACCUAAAGAGGCUAAUUUUUGUUGUUUAGUCGUGUCCGACUCUUUGUGACCCCAUGGACCAGAGCAUGCCAGGCACUUCUGUCUUCCACUGCCUCCUGCAGUUUGGUCACACUCAUGCUGGUAGGUUUGGGAACACUGUCCAACCAUCUCAUCCUCUGUCCCCUUCUCUUUGUGCCCUCCAUCUUUCCCAACAUCAAGGUCUCUUUUAUAUGCCUGUUUUUGUCCAUGGAGUUUUCUUGGCAGGGAUACUGGAGUGGCUUGCCGGUUCCUGCUCCAGGUGGAUCACGUUUAGUCCCAAUGCCCCACUAUGACCUGUCCGUCUUGGGUGGCCCUGCACGGCAUAGCUCAUAGCUUCUCUUGAGUUAUUCAAGCCCCUUCACCACGACAAGGCAGUGAUCCAUGAAGGAGAAGAGGCUCAUUAAAUGGAUAAAAUUGAUUUAUACAUCACAGACAGCUCAGAUAAUUGUUAAUGGAGAAUUGACAAAACCCUGCGAGAUACAAAAGGGGACUAGACAAGGCUGGCUGUUUUCCCUGUUCCUUUUCAUUUUGGUCUUGGAAGUUUUGCUUAGACACAUUAGGCAAGAUGAGAAAAUGAUAGAGAUAAAGAUUUAAAAUGGAACUUUUAAGCUCCAGACCUUUGCUGAUGCUUGUUAUGCAGCGACAGACUGGCUUCAAUAUCACCAAUUAAAAGUAAAUGUUCAAAUUAGCUAGGCAAAAUAGUUUUAUGAACGGGAGUUCACAAUUUGAAAGGGAUCUGAUAGAAAAGGUGGAUAUAUUUUCUUUGGUAUAGACCAAAGACAGACGAUGAGCAUGUUGUUGCAAAAAUGUAUCAGCAUUUGUUGAAAUCUGAAAUUCAAGAAGUAGUUAACUAAGGCAUGCGUGGUUAAAUGGGCAAAAAAUGGUUAUAACAUACAGAUGGAACAGUGGCAACAUCUGGACCAAAGGGCCAAAAUUUACAUUGUAUUCUGAUCUUAAAAGAGAAAUUUUAUAAAAUGAGGUUCUGUUGGUAUUUAAAACCUGUGAGAUCAUUUGGAAGGUAAAAAGGAGUUCCAAAAGUUUGUUGGAAGUUUGAAAAAUAAGAAGGGACAUUUUGCUGUGCAUGGUGGACAUGCAAAAAAGCUUAAUAAGACUACUUUGAGACAAUUUGGUGACCCUGCGGGGCCGUUGUGUUGAAGUCAGCAACAGAGGGGGGUUGGAGAGGCUGUCCUGGGCUUCCCUCCUUCAUCACAGAAGUGACCUCAAACAGAGAGUAGCCAGACAUUGUUAUGCUGCAGGGGACCCAGAAGCAGAAGUCUUUUCGAGACAAAAUUCUUGGGAGGAGGGUGGCUGGGGGUGCAGGUUUGCAUAGGGGGCUCAAAACCUUGUGGAGUUGCCAUGCUUAUAAUUAAGAAAUGUUCACUUGUUAUUAAUAAAAUUUUGAUAGAUCCU